Doryrhamphus excisus (bluestripe pipefish) is the source of this 704-nucleotide messenger RNA. NCBI's taxonomy places the organism in Eukaryota, Metazoa, Chordata, Actinopteri, Syngnathiformes, Syngnathidae. The record is from RefSeq and is a predicted model, not a curated record.
AGGUUAGCAUAGAAGCUAACGUUAAACAGCAUUCGUUUACUUUUAAAGGUUAGCAUAGACGAUAAUCUCAAACAGCAUUAGUUCUUUUUUACAGGUUAGCAUAGAAGCUAAAGUUAAACAGCAUUAGUUUAACGUUUACAGGUUAGCAUAGAAGCUAACGUUAAACAGCAUUAGUCUACUUUUACAGGUUAGCAUAGAAGCUAACCUCAAUCAGCAUUAGUUUACUUUUACAGGUUAGCAUAGAAGCUAACCUCAAUCAGCAUUAGUUUACUUUUACAGGUUAGCAUAGAAGCUACCGUCAAACAGCAGUAGUUUGCUGUUAGCAGAUAGCCUCCACGUGAUGUAGUUGCGGCUAAUGUUCGGGGUGAUGGCAUCCCCCCAGCGCGACGUAAUCGACUUUUCCGCCUUGGAAAAAGAGUUGAAGAGUAGUGUCGAGUCGGAGCACAAAUACAAACGAGAGAACGACGCCAAACUGAGAGCCGUCAGUCAGGGGGUGUCCUCCUACCAGCAGUUCAGAGACAUCGUCCUGUCCUGUCACCUGAAGCCACUACAACGCCACGACAAGAAUCCACGGAAACAACCUUGGAACCCCCUGCUGGGACCCCACACCUGUACGCCCGGGACCCCGACCAGUUCUAGUGUGAACACCAGUACUGGAGACUAGGAUGGGAAAAGAAAGAAUAAAUGAAAUGUUGACCAAACAA